Molecule: messenger RNA, 1037 nt
Organism: Periconia digitata
Lineage: Eukaryota; Fungi; Ascomycota; Dothideomycetes; Pleosporales; Periconiaceae
Source: the annotation of a GenBank genome assembly
CCUCUUAUCUUUCACCGCGCGCCAUGGCGACAUGCAACACGAGACGCUUUUAGCAUACUUUCCCCGACUCUCCCCCUCCUUGAUCGACAAUUUCCAGUCCAUGAUUCUGCAUGGCUUCAUGAACGAUUGAAUGCUACAUAUAUGUAAUAACAGUGCCUAUUGGCUGUCGAAUCGUCGCAGAUCUUCACAGUCUAGUGUCGUAGACCCUGCACCAUCAUCAUCAUCAUCAUCACCACCACCACCAGAGAUAACAAAAGGGCUGAGUGCAGUCUUGACCUUUCAAUCAUGGAACCCUGAUAUGCAGGGUCGAAUGGUCGUCCGGCGUCAACGCACCACACGGAGAUCAGGGUCCAUGUCAAACCUCAAACAGAAGCUCCCUAAUGUCAUCUCCAGACCAGCAACAUCUGUCCCAACCACUGGCGUUGCACCGCUUCUUGAUGUCAACACUCAUAGCUCGCCCUUGUGUCAAAUAUGGUUUAUUCUCCCCUCAUAUUGUCACACCAUCCUGUGCCACCGCGGACUUCAGGCUAGCAUUACAUAUCUUACCCACCAUCACUGCUGCUCGGGGCGGAGAAAGUGGGUCUUCCACCUCCCAACAGAAUCCUUUGCCCUUCUCUUCCACAGCACCCCGGUCCUGCUCCUAUGAAGAUGCUUUCGCGUCGAGCACGGCAAUCGUCCCACACCUGUCAAACAAUGCGGGGGAUUUGAUCGGUAGGACAUGCACUCCACAACACGGAAUGGUGUCCAUGAUACAAAUUGGCACUCUCCCAGGCGUCGUAUGUAUACGCAACUACGUCACAUGCAAUGUUGUCUGCAUGACCCAGGAGACCCUCAUUGUGGCAAAGCAUUACUUCUGUAUAAUUCCUUGUUUCGUAUAUCUAUUGACGUGUAGAAAUCUUGUCCAAGGUCUGUCUACCAGUCGUAAUCACUAUCUGCAUGACCAUCAAAAGCUCAAAUUGCAUCCUUUUUAACGUCAGAUACUAAUCGGCUGGAAUGUUGUGUGCAUAAUCAGACAAGCCCAGCAAGUCGACAGUUUA